CCGGAGCGCCUCCUCCCCGCCCGCCGCCCGCCCGGCCAUCCGGCGCCCCAUGGACGUGGCCGCGGCGCCCGAGUCGCUGGAGAGGUGCUUCAGCCGGGGCCCCGCCGACUGCGCCAAGAUGCUCGACGGGAUUAAAAUGGAGGAUCACCCGCUGCGCUCGGGGCCCGCCACGCUGGGCGUCCUGCUGGGGUCGGAGUGCCAACACCAGGCCGUCUGCGAGGGCUGCCAGCGGCCCAUCUCGGACCGCUUUCUGAUGCGCGUCAACGAGUCGUCUUGGCACGAAGAGUGCUUGCAGUGCGCCGUGUGUCAACAGGCUCUGACGACCAGCUGCUAUUUCCGGGACCGCAAGCUCUACUGCAAGCAAGACUACCAACAGUUGUUUGCGGCCAAAUGCAGUGGUUGCAUGGAGAAGAUUGCCCCGACAGAGUUUGUGAUGCGGGCUCUGGAGUGCGUUUAUCACCUGAGCUGCUUCUGCUGCUGCGUCUGCGAACGGCAGUUGCGGAAAGGAGAUGAAUUUGUUCUGAAGGAAGGGCAGCUGCUCUGCAAAAGCGAUUACGAAAAGGAGAAAGACCUGCUGAGCUCUGUCAGUCCGGAUGACUCCGAUUCAGUGAAAAGCGACGAUGAGGAUGGAGAUGUCAAACCCACCAAAGGGCAAGCAAAUCCAGGGAAGGGUGGUGAUGACGGGAAGGACCCGAGGAGACCAAAGCGGCCACGGACGAUACUGACGACACAGCAAAGAAGAGCUUUCAAAGCCUCCUUCGAAGUCUCUUCCAAGCCAUGCAGGAAGGUUAGGGAGACGCUAGCAGCUGAAACAGGCCUCAGUGUUCGUGUUGUCCAGGUGUGGUUUCAGAAUCAAAGAGCAAAGAUGAAGAAACUGGCCCGGCGACAUCAGCAGCAGCAGGAGCAACAGAAUUCUCAGCGAUUAGGUCAAGAAGUAAUGUCCAACCGAAUGGAAGGGAUGAUGACAUCUUACACGCCGCUAGCACCACCACAGCAGCAGAUCGUAGCGAUGGAUCAAAGCAACUAUGCCACUGACCCCUUCCAGCAAGGUCUCACCCCACCACAAAUGCCAGGUGACCACAUGAACCCCUAUGGAAACGACUCCAUUUUUCAUGACAUCGACAGCGAUACCUCUUUAACUAGCUUGAGCGACUGUUUCCUGGCCUCCUCGGAAGUAAACUCCAUGCAGGCUAGGGUAGGGAACCCUAUUGACAGGCUGUACUCUAUGCAGAGUUCCUAUUUUGCCUCAUGAAAUUCAAAGGAAGAAAACAAAACAAAAAGGAAACUGAUCUUUGCGACAGACGUUUCCCCCCAUUUCCCAGCUCAGACACUUACAGCCAUAUUUUCCUCUGCUCUUCCUUCCGGCACUGUGACAAUAGGAGCAUUCAGUUAAGAAAGACUCUACUCAAAAUAAUCUUCUCCAAGAUUGCAAAACAGGUGCUUGUCACCCUCAGAACUACACUGGCAUCCGGCCAAAGAGAAAAACAGGGAAGGGGGGAAACCGCCCAUUCCAUGCAGCUCCAGACUUCAACAUCCACCAUUUUGGUUUCUGCGUUGCCAUCAUCACAGAGUUGUCCAAGAGUUUCACCAUUGGAGCUUUGCCAGAUACACAGGAAGUGAUGUUUUGGAUUGGCCAACCUGACCAAAUUGAUUGGGAAACCUGGAGAGAGCCUCCCUCCCCGCAUUUCUACUGCAUGUUUUCACCUUUAGUUGUGGACCGUCGGCCCUCAGAACUGUGAGAUAUUUUAAUGUAAAUGUGAUUCCUGAGUAAUCAUUCCCUCUCAGUAUGUUUUCUUUCCAUAAAACCCUAGACCAUUAGUUAAUAUCCCCUUGUACUGUAUGAAACAUGAGAGGGGGAGGGGAGAAUCUGAUCAACAAUAAGGCUUGUGGAGAG
Heteronotia binoei (common prickly gecko) is the source of this 1894-nucleotide messenger RNA. It is a transcript of the gene LMX1B, whose product is annotated as LIM homeobox transcription factor 1 beta. The record is from RefSeq and is a predicted model, not a curated record. Gene Ontology annotation, biological process: neuron differentiation; regulation of transcription by RNA polymerase II. Lineage: Eukaryota; Metazoa; Chordata; Lepidosauria; Squamata; Gekkonidae. The transcript has 8 exons. The coding region runs from base 50 to 1252 and encodes 400 amino acids. Gene Ontology annotation, cellular component: nucleus. Gene Ontology annotation, molecular function: RNA polymerase II transcription regulatory region sequence-specific DNA binding; DNA-binding transcription factor activity, RNA polymerase II-specific.